Aspergillus novofumigatus IBT 16806 is the source of this 1456-nucleotide messenger RNA. RefSeq names its product acyl-CoA thioesterase. Gene Ontology annotation, molecular function: fatty acyl-CoA hydrolase activity. Lineage: Eukaryota; Fungi; Ascomycota; Eurotiomycetes; Eurotiales; Aspergillaceae. Gene Ontology annotation, biological process: acyl-CoA metabolic process; fatty acid catabolic process. The coding region runs from base 490 to 1425 and encodes 311 amino acids. The transcript is spliced from 2 exons. Gene Ontology annotation, cellular component: peroxisomal matrix. The record is from RefSeq and is a predicted model, not a curated record.
CUUGCUCAGUGCUUAUAAAACAUAGCAAUUAUCUGUCUUUCAGUUUUACUCUCUUCUAUGUCUGAUGCUGAUGGAGGAUGCCGCGUUGGCAAUAAGCACAUCGCUUUUCCCGAGCAGCCGAGGUUCUUGUAUCGGCUGAGGAGACGAUCUUCUAGCUAUCGCUAGAAGAUCUACAUAAUUGGGUCCAACGACUGCUGUGCUCAUGCAUACUUCUUGUCGGGCUAUGUUACCCUGCUUGGAAGAUACUUGAUCCAGAUCUGAUCGUGCACCGACCUGCUCUUCUGCUCCCUGAACGGAGAACCAACCUACUUCCCCGCACAGCAUCAUGAGUUCGAAGAAGAAUGGGUCUAACAGUUCACGAAAACUGUCCUUUCGGGCCUCCUUCGUCGAAUUAAUGGGCCUCAAACGUCUCGACUCGCUGAGCAGCACUCCGGAUGCGCCAGAGCGGUCGAGAGGUUCCAAUCUCUCGCGGCACCGUACCCUCCUGGCAUGGGCGGAAUGGCAUUUGGCGGGCACGUCUACGCUCAGUCCGCAUAUGCAGCGUCGAAAACCGUCGACAAGGGGUUUGUAAUACACGACAUGACGGGCACGUUCAUUUUACCAGGCCUACUAGACGUCCCGUAUGUGUAUACAGUUCGCCAUAUACGAGAUGGGAGCAUGUACUGUACGCGCGCCGUCGACGCACGACAGAACGGCAAGAUCUGCUUCUUGUGUUUGUGCUCGUUUAAGCGCUCCGAGGGGCAGCAGACGUUCCACCAUCAGCCGGCUCCGGCACAGGAGCGCUUCAGGUCUCUUCUUGCCGGGAAAAAGCCAGAGGAUCAUCUGCCUAGCCCUAGCGUGGAUGCGGACUGGUGGAUUGAACAGGUUCAGCGGGGGGAUAUUGUCGAGCCAGAGUUUCCAGGGCUUGAUGUGAGGAAGGUGGAUAUGGCGAGCUACAAUGCCACCGAGGAGGUGAAGCAGAGUCCGGAAAAGUAUCGACAGUUGACUCUAUAUGCGCUCAAGGGGUCACCGCAGGACUCAGAUGUUGCGUUGAGCAAACAAGACCUCCAAGCCAAAGACAAGACAGGCCAGUUCGAUAACCUCUAUGCCUGUGCACAUAUGUAUGCGAGCGACAAGAAUUCACUCUUGUUGAUUCCACGUGCGUUGGGCCACAAGACCUGGUCUGCAAUGGCCAGUUUAACGCUGACGGUGGUUUUUCACCACCAUGGUGAAGCGCUGAGGAUGAUUGACUGGGACGUAGGGCAGGAAGAGGAUGGAAAGAGUUUGCCCAGAAAAUGGUUUAUCCAGGAAGGCUGGACGCCUACGUCGGGAGACAAUAGAGCUAUCCAUGAGAGCUAUCUGUGGAGUCCAGAUGGGGUAUUGCUCGCCACGAGUUAUCAGGAUAGCCUGCUCAGGCUGAAGAAACCGAGCCGUGGGAAACUAUAGAACAAUAUGUAGAUAUUUACACAGAAUUAAU